UGAAUUCAUGGUGGAGGAACAUGAACUCCAAAAGGAAAAGAUCCAGGAGGACUAUAAUGAUAAGUACUGGGAUCAAAGAUACACCAUUGUCCAGCAACAGAUUCCCUCCUUCCUGCAAAAGGUUGCUGAUAAAAUACUUAGCACAGGGAAGUACUUAAAUGUGGUCCGGGAAUGUGGCCAUGAUGUUACUUGCCCAGUGGCAAAGGAGGUUGUUUAUACCUUGAAGGAGCGUGAAUAUGUGGAACAGAUAGAGAAGGCCUAUAAUUAUGCCAGCAAAGUCUUGCUUGAUUUCCUGAUAGAUGAAAAGGAGCUUGUGGCUCACUUAAGGUCCAUCAAGCACUACUUUCUUAUGGACCAAGGUGACUUUUAUGUCCAUUUCAUGGAUUUGACAGAAGAGGAGUUGAAAAAACCAGUAGAUGAUAUCAUUCCGACUAGAUUGGAAGCUCUUCUGGAAUUAGCAUUACGUAUGAGCACAGCUAACACUGACCCGUUUAAAGAUGAUUUAAAGGUAAACUCUUUGCAGCCUGAAAUGAAGACAAGAUGUUAUAAAGACAUAAAAUAA
This is a messenger RNA of Notechis scutatus (mainland tiger snake), 562 nucleotides long. Lineage: Eukaryota; Metazoa; Chordata; Lepidosauria; Squamata; Elapidae. The record is from RefSeq and is a predicted model, not a curated record.